Sinocyclocheilus rhinocerous is the source of this 1759-nucleotide messenger RNA. RefSeq names its product NADH-ubiquinone oxidoreductase chain 4. The record is from RefSeq and is a predicted model, not a curated record. The annotation marks the transcript as partial. Lineage: Eukaryota; Metazoa; Chordata; Actinopteri; Cypriniformes; Cyprinidae. The transcript has 2 exons.
UGCCACCAUCAUCAUCAUCUACACCAUCUUCACCCUCCUCGACACCAUCUUCAUCAGUUCCACUAUUGUCAUCAUCAUCACCAUCAUCAUCUUCUUCAACAUUAUCAUCUACACCAUCUUCAUCAUCUUUACAAUCUUCAUCAUUAACAUUACCAUCAUCUUCAUCAUCAUCCACAUCCUCAAUACUAUCAUCUACAAUAUCUUCAUCAAUCCCACUAUCAUCGUCAACCUCACCAGCACAGCCCUUACUAUCAACAACCUCUACAUUAUCUUCCACAUCAUUACCAUCAUUGUCAUUAUCAAAAAUAACAUCUUCAAUAAUAUCAUUUACAACAUCAUCUGCACCAUCUUCCUCAGUCCCACCAUCAUCAUCAUCUACACCAUCUUCACCAGUUCCACUAUUGUCAUCAUCUUCACCCCCUGCAUCUUCUUCAACAUUAUCAUCUACACCAUCUUCAUCAUCUUCACAAUCUUCAUCAUUAACAUUACCAUCAUCUUCAUCAUCAUCCACAUCCUCAAUACUAUCAUCUACAAUAUCUUCAUCAAUCCCACUAUCAUCGUCAACCUCACCAGCACAGCCCUUACUAUCAACAACCUCUACAUUAUCUUCCACAUCAUUGCCAUCAUCAGUAAACUCGCAGCCUUCAUCACCAUCCCUAUCGUCUUCAUCAUCAUCAACAUCUUCAAUACUAUCAUUUACACCCUCAUCAUUUUCACCAUCUUUAUCAGGCCCACUAUUGUCAACAUCAUCAUCUUCAACACUAUCAUCUACACCAUUUUCACCAACAUUACCGUCACCAUCAUCAACACCACCAUCUUCAAUACUAUCAACUACUCCAUCUUCAUCAUCCUCAACCUCAUUUUCAUCAGUCUCACUAUCAUCAUCAACCCAAUCAAAACAGCCCUCAUCAUCAGUAAUCUCUACAUCAUUGUCCUCAUCAUUACCAUCAUCAGCAAAUUCACAGCGCCCAUCGUCAUCCCCACCAUCUUCACCACCAACAUUAAGAUCAUCAUUAUCAACAAUAACAUCUUCAAUUCUAUCAACAACAGAAUCCUCAUCCUCUUCACCAUCCUCAACAUCAUUUUCAUCAUUCCCACUAUUUUCAUCAUCAUCACCACCACCACAACCAUUUUCAUCAUACUUCUCUUCUUCAAGUUCACCUCAUCAAUUCUCACCAUCUUCACCACUACCCUCAUCAUCUUCACCAUCAACACCAGCAAUAAUUCCACCUAUUCCAUCAUCUUCAUCAACACUGUCAUCAUCAGCAGCCUCAUCAUUUCCAUCACCAACUUCAACUUCAUCAUUCUCAACAACCUCAUUAUCAGCCUUUCCACUAUUUCCAACAUCUCAGCGAUCUUCAACACCAACCCCACCAUUAUCGCAGACACCAUCCUCACCAACUUCAGCACCAUCACCAUCAUCAUCCUCGCUUUCAGCAACACCAAUACUAAUGUCAUCACUGACCCCAGCACCAUCUUCAUUACCAAAUUCACCAUCCCCAACAUUGUCUUCAUCAAUAACCUCACCACCAUUAUUACCACCAGCAGCAACACCAUCAUCCUCUUUUUAUCCACCAAUCUCUUUGACUUCAAUGACUACAUCACCAUCUGCAUCAUCCUCACCAUCAUUACCAACCAUCCCAUUAUUUCAAUCAUCCUCACUGUCAUCAUCACCAAACUCUCCAUCAUUCUCAGAAUCAUCUUCACCACCAUCGUCAUCAUCAUUCUUGCCAUCAUCCCCAAACUCUCCAUCAUUUAG